Messenger RNA from Hyalella azteca, 2481 nucleotides. It is a transcript of the gene TyrRS-m, whose product is annotated as tyrosine--tRNA ligase, mitochondrial. Bases 32 to 2074 code for a protein of 680 amino acids. Gene Ontology annotation, molecular function: tyrosine-tRNA ligase activity; RNA binding; ATP binding. Gene Ontology annotation, cellular component: cytosol; mitochondrion. The transcript is spliced from 13 exons. Gene Ontology annotation, biological process: tyrosyl-tRNA aminoacylation. Lineage: Eukaryota; Metazoa; Arthropoda; Malacostraca; Amphipoda; Hyalellidae. The record is from RefSeq and is a predicted model, not a curated record.
AGCAAGAAAAAAGCCUCAUUUAAAAGUGAGAAUGAAAUUCAUUCAUCUAAUCAAUAACUCUAAAUUUAUUUCAAUGCCUUUAUUUUCCAAAAUGCUGCUUCAUAAUCAAUUUAUAUCACAAAGAAUUCCAUAUAACUAUUACUCAACCUUCAUAUGUGAAAGGCCUAAUAAUGAACAAGAUAAAGUGUGGUUUAGGAAGCUUCUAUCAAAAAAUAUGAGAAAGAAUCUUUGUGAUUCAAGGAGCUAUACCAAUCAGAAUAUCCUGAGGUUGGCUGAAAGAGGUAUUUGGAAAGAUAGAUUUCCAAUUGCAAGCUUGGAAUUUGAGAAGAGUUUGGCCACCUCCAAACAAACCGUGUAUGCUGGAUUUGAUCCGACUGCUGAUUCCCUGCACAUCGGCAACCUGCUUGUUAUCAUCGCCCUUCUUCAUUGUAGACAAGCUGGACACACGCCUCUUGUGUUGUUAGGUGGCUUCACAUCUUCUGUUGGAGACCCUACAGGGCGUCUGAACGAGCGUCCUCACUUGUCUGAAGACGUGGCAGCAGCAAACUUGUCUCGAAUUCACGACUGCAUUCUCAAAAUUUUUGAAAAUCACAGCAAACUUUUCUGGAAUUUUGGUGAUAAGGAGCCUCUUCCAGAUGCAAUCUUUCUGAAUAAUCAAUCCUGGAUGCAGAACAUAAAAUUUUCCGAGCUCCUUCCCGUCCUGCAGGCAAUGAAGAUGAAAGAUCUUUUAGGAAGUCGCUUCGUCAGAGAGAGACUUGGCAAGCCUGGAGCCUUGUCUUUGAAUCUUAAAGAAUUUUUAUAUCAAAUUUGUCAGGCAUAUGACUGGUUGCAUCUCUAUGAUAAGUAUCAGUGCAAAAUUCAAAUAGGAGGGAGCGACCAGCUCGGCAACAUCAUGGUCGGUCAUGACCUCAUACGCGAUGCUCGGGGAGACUCUUCUUGUACAGGCCUCACCACGCCGCUGCUGCUGGGGCCGUAUGGUGAGAAGCUUGGCAAGACUGCGGGCAACAGCGUCUGGCUGAGCAGCGACAGGACUUCAGUCUUUGAUUUCUACCAGUAUUUUCUGAGGAAGCAAGACACGGAGGUGGAAAAUUUGUUGAAGUUGAUGACGUUUAUUCCUGUGAACGACAUCAAGAAAAUAAUGCAGCAGCACAAGGAGAAGCCAGAGACGCUGACUGCGCAGAAGAAACUGGCGGAGUCGCUGACGCUGCUUGUACAUGGAGAGCGUGGGCUGGAGAUUGCCCAGAAGUGCACGGCAAUUUUGUACCACAACCAAGCGACGGCGCUGCUGGACCUGACGCCGCCUGACCUGGAGAACUUGUUCGGCGCCAACACAGCGCGCCUGACGCUCCACCCCGCCACCACCGUCCUACAGGCCGCCAUGAGCGCUAAAUGCUUCGCUUCUGAAAUAGUUAGUUUUGAUUUCAAAUCACAAUUGAUCAUGCUGCGGACAUUUUUCUUUUGUAGCACACAUGAUGCGUAUAAUACUCUAUGUGGUACAAUUACAUAUACCUACAUAUACCUACAUCAUUGUAAUACAUUAUUAAAUGGCACAGAGCGUGGGCUGGAGAUUGCUCAGAAGUGCACGGCAAUUUUGUACCACAACCAAGCGACGGCGCUGCUAGACCUAUAUGAUGCGUAUAGGACUAUUUGUUGUAUAAUUACCUAUACAUCAUUAUUAUACAUUAUUAAUAAUGGCACAGAGCGUGGGCUGGAGAUUGCCCAGAAGUGCACGGCAAUUUUAUACCACAACCAAGCGACGGCGCUGCUGGACCUGACGCCGCCUGACCUGGAGAACUUGUUCGGCAGCAACACAGCGCGUCUCACCCUACACCCCGCCACCACCGUCCUACAGGUCGCCAUGAGCGCUAAAUGCUUCACUUCUGAAAGAACCGCCGAGGAAAUUAUCCGCAACGGAGGGUUCCAUAUCAACCAGUUCCCCGUGAAGGAGCCCCACAUGAUCCUCGUGCCUGACGCUCACAUCCUCCCCUCAGGAUAUUCCCUCCUCAGAGUUGGGAAAAGGCGCUUCACUUUGGUAGCCUGGAACAGCAGCAGUGCUUGGGCCGAGCGAUCAUAGUCUACUCGAGUCUUACGCCAUCAUCAGUCAAUCAAAUGGUCGCAGGAAUUUAUAUUACAAUAAAAGAUACAAAGUUACCGGUGUAAUGAAUGUACCAUUACUUAUGAUCGUCGCAAAUGAUUUUCUCAUGAACUCGGUUGUUGUUAGCUAAUUACGUUGCAGUCUUUACUUUGCAUUCCACAACGGAUUUCAUCUAGUGACUGUUUACUGCCAUUGAUUUGAUUUUCAAAUUGUCUCAAUAUGGAAAAUUGGUAUCAUAGUUUGAAUUGUGACUCAACACGUGCUGAUUUUCAAAAUAAAAUUUCGCUUUACUACCAAUUUAUCUUCCACCUCACACCGCCUAUUGCAUUGAUAGCGAUCGUCUUCGAAACUAGAUUCUUGUCAAUAAUAAAUGAUUUCUGUAUUAA